AUGCGUAGAGCUGAGCCUGAGAAUGCUGCUGAUAAUGCCACUGAAUGUUUAACGCAAACAACUACGCUUCCCCCCAUUUCGAGACUCAACCAUGACGUUCUUCGUUAUAUAUUCUCUCUGAACGGGCAUGCAGACUCAUGCUUCACCGAUGUUGUCUCUGGUAGGGAUCUUGACGAUGUGGAGCAUCCUCCCUUAUCGGAGGCUUCUUUGACUGUCACUCGGUAUAGUUCGCAAGUUUGCCAGGAAUGGCGCGAGUUGCUUCUUAAUUCCCCUACUAUAUGGGCCACUGCAUUUGACUUACAAUGCUUGGAUCAAGUUACAGAUGAUUGGCGGGAUGAGGUUCUCAGGCGGACAGCAGAUUCCCUACUCACAAUUAUCGGCAACUUGUCCAGAGGACGUCCAUCUACAUAUUUUUUCAGUGAACUCCUUGAAAUCCAUUGGUCCAGAAUUCGCCGAUUGCAUGUGAGCGACCACCGGAGCGGACUUGACGACGUGGUGUGGAAUGCUCUCCAGCAACCUUCUCCUAACCUGGAAAUUUUACGCAUCGAUAUGCGCUUUGUCGUCAGUGACUUCGCCCAGGUCUCUUUGUUUGCAAACUGUGCACCCCAGCUCCAAAGCCUUCAGGCCCCGAGUCUGUCUAUGAAACCUGACAUGCCGUGGUUGUCCAAUAUCAGGCAUCUUUGGAACUUUGAUAUGGACAUUUGUACAGUCCAAUCGGGAUUUCUUCGCGUUCUAGACAAGAUGCCACAUCUUGAAUCCAUAUCCUUGAAUGCAGGUCAAUGCUUUUAUCAGUCAAUUGCCAACCGGGACAGCGACGCCAAUGCUGUCGCUGAUGACCCCUUGAUUCAUGUUUCCUGUCCUCGCCUUAUGCGUCUGGAACUGAACGGUGAUAUUUUUCUUUUCUCGCCCAUUUUACAGUAUGUAACACCUUCUGAAAAUUGUGUACUACUCCUCAAUGGCGAAGCGGGCUUUACAAAAACAUUUGGUCUUCCCGAGGCUACGGAAUUCGGCGACGCUCUUUCUACGUUCUUUCGCAACUCUCCUCGCCGCAGAAUCCUUCAUCCGCCCAAGAAUCUCCCCCUGCUAUAUUACACCCUCACAAAGACGGAACUGUGCAUCAUUUUCACUCAUUCUUGUUUUUCCAAUGAUACUAUCUUCGUCGUGAAAUCCGAUGCCAACUCUAGUUGGCAAGACCUACCUGGCCAAAUCUUACGUGCUCUUCCAAUCUGCACUCUUGAAGGCACCAAGGACCUAUAUAUUACACUUGACCACCUUCCUGUCCAAAACGACACGGCUCAGCUUUUGAAAUUAUUCAGGCGUCUCGGAUACUUGGAAAUUAUAUCCUUGAGCUGGCGUACACUUUCAAUUGUUAACCGCGUCCUUAGCAGUGAGCAACCCCCGACCUCGAAACCGAAUAUCAUAUUCCCGCACGUUAACACGAUUUCUUUGUACAUGAACGGCUUUAGGUCUGAUCCACUGGGAAACGUGCUGCGAGAGUUUCUGGUUCGCCGCAUUGAAAUUGGAAUACCUAUUAAAGACAUUUAUCUUCGUAAUUGGGGAGACCAUGACGAAGCGUUUCCUCUCUUGUUUGAUAUAGUCGACAACUUCAACUGUAAACUCCAUUUUAUGAAGAAUUCACGAGAUACCGGCGAGAUGGCCAACCAGUAA
Molecule: messenger RNA, 1668 nt
Organism: Psilocybe cubensis
Lineage: Eukaryota; Fungi; Basidiomycota; Agaricomycetes; Agaricales; Agrocybaceae
Exons: 1
Coding region: 1-1668 (555 amino acids)
Source: RefSeq, a predicted model, not a curated record